Molecule: messenger RNA, 5835 nt
Organism: Catharus ustulatus (Swainson's thrush)
Lineage: Eukaryota; Metazoa; Chordata; Aves; Passeriformes; Turdidae
Gene: SRCIN1
Product: SRC kinase signaling inhibitor 1
Exons: 21
Coding region: 609-5480 (1623 amino acids)
Biological process (GO): regulation of dendritic spine morphogenesis
Cellular component (GO): actin cytoskeleton; postsynaptic density; cytoplasm
Source: RefSeq, a predicted model, not a curated record
GCAGGGCUCGCUGGGUGCCGGGGCAGGGCCAGUGCGGCACUGCAGCCUCCGGGAGGAGCAUCCCGCUCUUCCGCUGCGCUAAUGGCCCGCCCGGGGGGAUCCGCAGCGCUCCGAGGGGCUCCCACCCUGCCGGCUGCGGCUCUCCCCGCUCCCCCUCCUCCCCUCGCCCCUUUUUUGUGCCAGCGCUUUCUCGGCCGAUUUUCCACGCUCCGCUGAUCGCCGCGACCCCAAAGCGCGAGCUUUUUGCUGCUUCAUGAAGAUUUAUGGGACUGCAGUAAUAAACUGUGUUUGAGAGGCUCCUGUGGAUGAUCAAAACCCCUCCGAGCCGCUGGCAAAGGGGGGGAUCCCAGCCGGAUCCCAGCUGGAUCCCGCAGUCGGAUCCUGCAGCAGAUCCCGCAGCCAAUUUUUCGGGAUUUUUUUUGGGAGCUUUUCCCUGCCCUCACUCUCAGCAGCUCCCCAAGAGCUCCAGCGCCGUUCCUGAAUAUUUUCAGCUCCAUCUGCGCCGCCGUUUUGCCGGGAAGGACACGAUGGCCGUGCCCUGCUAGCAGCCCGGGGCUCCGGCCCCGGCACGGGUGACACCUCUGCUGCCAGGUGGGGACGAUGGGUGGAUGAAUCGGCAAAGAGAACCGCGUUCCCUCAACCUCCCUCUGCUCGGAGAGGGGCUGGCCAGGAUCUACCGAGGCAUCCUGGCCGUGGUGGGAGCUCUGCGGCCACCCAAGGAGCCGCCAGCAGCCCCCGCAGAGCGGAGCGCUGCCCCCUCCGCGCCCCCCGCGCCCCUGCCCGGCCGCCGUGGGAGCCGCGCUGCGCCCGCGGAUCCCGACAGGACGAGCUCGCACAUGAUCUCCGCGGACGAUGCCGAGUACCCGCGCGAGUACCGCACCCUGGGCAACGGCACCCGGCGCUUCUCCAACGUGGGGCUGGUGCACACCUCGGAGCGCCGGCACACCGUGAUCGCCGCGCAGAGCCUGGAGGCGCUCACCGGCCUCCAGAAGACGGAGAUGGAGCGCAAGAGGGACGCGUUCAUGGAUCACCUCAAGAGCAAAUACCCGCAGCACGCCCUGGCGCUGCGCGGGCAGCAGGAGCGCCUGCGGGACCAGCAACCCAACUACUGGAGCUUUAAGGCCCGCAGCUCUCGGCACUCCCAGGGCUCCCAGCCGGGUCUGGCGGACCAAGCCAAGCUUUCCUUCGCCUCGGCCGAGUCCCUGGAGACGAUGUCGGAGGCGGAGCUGCCCUUGGGCUUCAGCAGGAUGAACCGGUUCCGCCAGAGCCUGCCCCUGGCGCGCUCGGCCAGCCAGAGCAAGCUGCGCUCCCCAGGGGUGCUGUUCCUGCAGUUUGGGGACGAGACGAGGCGGGUGCACAUCACGCACGAGAUCAGCAGCCUGGACACCCUGCACGCCCUCAUCGUGCACAUGUUCCCGCAGAAGCUCACCAUGGGCAUGCUCAAGUCGCCCAACACCGCCAUCCUCAUCAAGGACGAGGCCAGGAACGUUUUCUACGAGCUGGAGGAUGUCAGGGACAUCCAGGACCGGAGCAUCAUUAAAAUUUACCGCAAGGAGCCGCUCUACGGAGCGUUCCCGACAUCGCACAUCGGCAACGGCGAGCUCCGACGUGACAUCGUCUACACCUCCCGCGAAUCGUCCCCCACUCGCCGCCUCAACAACAUCUCCCCGGCCUCGCACCUCGCCUCGUCCUCGCCGCCUCCCGCGCUCCAAUCCUCGUCGCCGUCGCGUUCCCGCCUGUCCUACAGCGCCGCUCGCCCUCCCUCGUACGCCGGCAGCCCCGUGCACCACGAGCGCCUCUCCAGCUUGCCCCCCGCGCCCGGCGUGUCGCCCAGCCCCAGCGCCAUCCUGGAACGCCGCGACGUCAAACCCGACGAGGACCUGGCGGGCAAGAACGUGGUGUUGGUGAAGAACGAAGGGCUCUACGCCGAUCCCUACGGGAUGGUGCACGAGGGGAGGCUCAGCAUCACCUCCACGCAGUCGUUGGCGGGUGUGGGAGACCCUUUUGGCUACUCAGGGGGGCUCUACAAGAGGGGCUCAGUGAGGUCGCUCAGCACUUACUCGGCGGCCGCGCUGCAGACGGAGUUGGAGGAUUCUUUGUACAAAGCCAACGCGCCCAUCUACAGCGACACGUACGGGCCGGGUUUGGGUUUCCGGAUGGCGCCGUCGUCGCCCCAAAAGAUGGUGGAGGCCGGGCAGAGCCCUCACAGCCCUUACUCGGGACCGCCCAGCCGCUCGUCGCCCGUCCGGCAGUCCUUCCGCAAGGAUUCCUGCUCGUCGGUGUUCAUGGAGAGCCCUGUGGGCAAAACGCGCAACCCCAGCGCGUCCGGCCCACCAGAGAUGUUCCCCCCGCCCGGAGAGCGGCCGCUGUCGGGGUUUGGGUCGGCCGGUCCGGCCAAGGACACGGAGACCAGGGAGCGGAUGGAGGCCAUGGAGAAGCAAAUCGCCAGCCUGACCGGGUUGGUGCAGAGCGCGCUGCUCCGCGGCUCCGAGGCUGAGACCCCCAGUGAAAAAACCGAAGCAACCAACGGCGGGACCCCUCCGUCAGCGUCCACGAGCCGCAGUGGCCUGGGGACCCCGGUGCCGGUGCCACCCCCGCCCUCGGCCACCAACACCCCCGCGGGACAAACCACGGCCGUGUCACGGCUGCAGCUGCAGCUGCACCUGCACGAGCUGCAGCAGAACGCCAGCGAGCUCCGCAGCCAGCUGCAGCAGCUCCGGAAAAUGCAGCUGCAGAACCAGGAGGCGGUGAAGACGCUGCUGCGGCGCACGGAGACGGAGCUGAGCGUGCGGGUGACGGACACGGUGCGCAAACACGAGGAUCCUCUGCAGCGCCAGCGCACCUUGGUGGAGGAGGAGCGGCUGCGAUACCUCAACGAGGAGGAGCUCAUCAGCCAGCAGCUCAGUGACCUGGAGAAGUGUGUGGAGAAGUUCCAGAAGGAUGUGGCGCACGGGCAGCGCCUGGUGCCGGUGCAGGAGCUGGAGGACAAGGCCGUGGUGCUGAAGCAGCUCGGGGAGACCCUGACAGAGCUCAAGGCCCAGUUCCCCGGCCUGCAGAGCAAGAUGCGCGUGGUGCUGCGGGUGGAGGUGGAGGCCGUGAAGUUCCUCAAGGAGGAGCCGGCGCGCCUGGACGGGCUCCUGAAGCGCUGCCGGAGCGUCACGGACAGCCUGGCGCAGGCGCGCAGGCAAGUGGACGAGGGCGUGUGGAGCUCGCCCAGCAGCCUCAGCCAGUCUCCCAAGAAGGUGGCCCCGGAGACGGAUUUCAGCAAAGGGCUGGAGCUGGAGAUGCCCACCAGCCCCCCCGUGAGCCUGCACCACCUCUCGGGCACCCCCGAACCCCUGGGGGUGCCCGGUUUUGGGCACAGCCCCCCUCAACCCCAAAGCCACCCCGGCAAGAGCAAUAACCCGAGCCGAGCCCCCGAGAUGGUCCCGGCCAAAACCCAAACGGGGCCCGAGACCCCCAGCAAGAAAAGCGCGGACAAAGCAGUGUCCGUGGAGGCAGCGGAGCGGGACUGGGAGGAGAAGCGGGCGGCGCUCACCCAGUACAGCGCCAAGGACAUCAACCGCCUGCUGGAGGAGACCCAGGCCGAGCUCAUGAAAGCCAUCCCCGACCUGGAAUUCGCCGCCAAGCACAAACCCAGCCCGGGCAGCUCCAGCGCCGCCUCCACCCCCGAGCACAAACCCUCCAAGGCACAGCACGCCCCCAAAUCGGGGGGCAAAGGGGACCCCAAUGGGCGCAGGGGCUCAGACGAGCUGACGGUGCCGCGGUACCGGACCGAGAAGCCGUCCAAGUCCCCGCCGCCUCCCCCGCCCCGCCGCAGCUUCCCCUCGGCGCACGGGCUGACCACGACCCGCAGCGGCGAGGUCAUUGUCACCAGCAAGAAGGAGCCCGGCUUUAUGAAGAAGGCGGAGUCGGAGGAGCUGGAGCCACAGAAGCCGCCGGUGAAGCUGCGGCGGGCGGUGUCCGAGGUGGCCCGGGCGGUGUCCGAGGUGACCCGGCCCGCGUCCACCCCGCCCGUCAUCGCCUCGGCCGUCAGGGACGAGGACGACGAGGAGCGGAUCAUGGCAGAGCUGGAGGUGUUUCAGCGGAGCUCUGCCUCCCCUUCCCUCCCCACGCCCCGCUGUGACCCCCUCGAGGCCGUGUCCCCGGGCCACUCCGGCUGGUGGCCCAGCGGAGCCGCGGUGCUAGCCCAAGGAUGGAAGCCGCUGGCAGCCCCGGCCAGCCGGGCCUUCUCCCUGCCCCAGAUCGUGCUCACCGAGUGGGUGUCGGAGCCGCCGUCCCCCGAAGCCGAGCCGGAGCUGUGGGUGGCACCGGGCAGCGCAGCAGCGGGAGGGCAGCUGCCACCCGAGGGGACAAGGAGAGGCCGUGGGGCGGCUCCUGGCAGCUCCCCAAAAUCCCCUCCAGCCCCGCAGCCUCCCGGCAGCGCAUCCCGGGCGUUCCCUUUGGCAGCCCCGCCUUUCCCCAGGGAUAAAACGGGGGGACAAGGAGGGGACGCGGCUCUGGACGGGUCGGGAGGCAGCGACAAGAUUUGUCCCCAAAUUUCCGUGGCCUCGCAGCCUCCUCGGAGCUGCGGGGAAGGAGCCGGAGCUGCGGAGGCCGCGCUCCCCUCCGAGCGUGCCGGGAUCAUCCCCCAAAUUCCCGACACCCCAAGAGGAGCCAGGCUCGCUCCUGGACGCUUUUCUGGGGCUCCCAAAGCUGCGUGGAGGGAGCAGAGCUCGGAAACACCGGGCCGAGAGCCCCGAGAGCCCCCGGGCUGCCCGGUGCCACAUCCCGGGACUGCCGCGGGCACGGAGCCAGCCCCGAGGGCACCGGGACAUUCCCUGGAGCAGAUCCCGGCAUGGGAUGGAGGAGCUGCCGGAACGCGGGGGGAGGUGACAGAAGGGAUCUGCAAAGGCCACUCGUCCCCUGGGCACGUCACGGCUCCGGGGAAAAAAGAGAUUUAUGAGGACACGUACCAGAGACUGGACAGCCUGGAGGAAACCAUCCGCGAGCUGGAAAUGACCAUCAGCGAGAUCAGCAGCCACCCCGCCGUGGAAUUCGUGCUCUCCAAGGAUCCGGGAUCCGAGGAGAUCGGGGAAAGCCUGGGGGACCUCGGGCACGGUGACACCGCGCUGGACCUGAGCCAGAGCAAGGAUGGAGCUCCCAAAAGUCCGGUUCCGAGCAGGACCAAGCCAGCGCUGCUCCCCAAGCCGCAGCUGCCCCCCAGAACUCAGCAGAGCGGAGGAGUGUCCAUCCCGGCGAUGAAGGUGGUGAACCCGGCGUCGCGGCUGAAGCAGAGCCAGCAGGGCAGCCCCGACAAGGGCAAGCACAUCAAGCAGCGCAUGGAGUACAUGCGGAUCCAGGGCCAGCAGCAGGCCACUAGAGCACCUAAAGAGGCCAGCGAGGCCUCCCCCGCGGUCUCGGAAAAAGCCGCAGCUGGCAGAACCUCCAUCCCCGUAUUGACUUCCUUUGGGGCCAGGAACUCCUCCAUCUCAUUCUGAGGCUCCUCCUCCUCUUCCUCGGCCUCCUCUUCCUCCCUGCGACUUUGGCUCCUGGAGGGAAUCCGCCACCUGUGUCCCCUCCUCUUUUCUGUCUGAUCCAUGUUUUGAAUUUUUAUUUAUUUUUUUUUUUAAUUUUUAUUUUUUUGUCGCCAAAAAAAGAAGCUUCUGUGUCUCUUGCCACGGCCCCGACCUCUGUGUGCCCUCCCGCUCCGCCACGGCCAACCAGCCACUUUCUGUUUUUCUCUCUCUCUUUUUUUCCUCUUUUUCUCCUUUUUUUUGGAUCGCUGUUGGUUUGGUCCCCCCCUCCUCUCCCUUUUUCCCCCCCAACCCCUUCCCCACUGUUUUUUUUUUUUUU